This is a messenger RNA of Dalotia coriaria, 1800 nucleotides long. RefSeq lists its product as uncharacterized. The coding region runs from base 184 to 1248 and encodes 354 amino acids. The record is from RefSeq and is a predicted model, not a curated record. NCBI's taxonomy places the organism in Eukaryota, Metazoa, Arthropoda, Insecta, Coleoptera, Staphylinidae. The transcript has 3 exons.
CGCACACAGGUAAACCCAACAGAAUGCCACCUCACCUGUGCGUCGGAGCACGGAGCACACACACGAACACAGGCGUAGACAAUAACUGUGACAGCCAGUAACAAGUAGCAAGUGAAACAAGUGCCAUCACAAACAAAAUGGUGUAGUUUAAACCGUUGAACAAAACAAUAACGCGUCAAUAAAAUGUCCGAACCGAAUCUGAAUGGUGGUGCCAUUGUUGCACCAUCAGCGCAUAAUAAUACAUCCAUUGAACAUACUGAAUCUACACAUCCUACGCACCCUCUGGAAGUUGUCUCCGAUGUGGAGGUCAAACUUCCAGUGAAAACCGAAAGCGUGCACGUGACAGCAAUGCCCAACCCACCAACCCCAGUCAUCUCGGUCCCGGAUCGUCCCGAAAGACCUUUGAAACUUAACGCGGCCGCUGGUGGAGGUAAUACGGUUGCACCAACUGUUCAACCCUCGCCGAGUAAAGCCUGGGUGCAUUUUGAUGAUGAAAAUACUGGUAAGACUCCGGGAGAUCGUAAUUCCGCUGCCGUUAUUGCCACAGAAAGUGUGCAAGUCAAUCUGGAGAGGAGUUUCAGUGAAAAUUUAACGCCCGCACCUACAAUCAACGCCAAUUCGGUGGUGGUUGAUCCUAAAAAUUUAAGGAAUAUUGAGUUGCCUAUCACAAACCCACCAGAGACAAUCAGACAAGGUUUUGCAAAUGGCGAUAUUAUAGUGACGCUUUUACCAGUAAAUUCUGGUUUGCCAUGGAUUACUCCAGCAAAAUUUCGUCCCGAGUUGGUCCCUGAAGAGUUAAUGGCGCAAGGACUGACGCUAACCGUAGAGGAAUACGUACAAAUAAUGGAACUUCUCGUAAAUGAUUACCGUUUCACCCUGUAUAAUGUCUGCUACAAGCGUGUGCUAGUUGUGUGGAUCACCCUAGCAUUUAUUUUAUUGCUUUCGCUACUUUUUAGCGGCCUAACCGGAUUAGUUCUCUUUGGAGUUGGGAUUUUUUGGCUCAUUAUUAACGCGACCGCCAUUUUCUUAUCGAUGUAUGUCAAAUUCAAACUACAACGCAAUUUGGAGCGUUGUUUGGCGAACGUGAACAAACAUUUAAUGCGUCAUAAGAUAAUUGUGGCGCUGGACGACCGAGGCAAGAUAUCUUGCCAUAAAAUUACACUUUGUUUCAUUUAUCUGGAUCCUGCGCAAUGCAUAAACAAUAACACAUACGAACAACAUACAAGACAACACCACAAUGCUUUAUAACUGACUUUUUGAUUUUGCUAUCAAAUAACUUUUGCUUUUGCUUAUAACUCAUUUUAACUCACAUUUUUACUAAUAUUUUCUCUUUUUAAUGAAACAGACGGUAAUUAAUUUUUGGAUGAUGGAAACUCAAUCUACAAAUGAUUAUGAAGACAUCCAGCGGCCAUUUUAUUAUCUACAUGUUAAUAACUCUUGUUUCUUGUUAACUAUUUUGAAUUUUGCAUCAACUUUAAUGCUUUGUUGUAAUCACGUUGUAAUUCACUAUUAUUUGUGACUAACACUCUCAUUAACAAAGAUUAUUGCAAUUAGAAUGCUCAGCAGUUUAAAUUUUAAGCAAUUAGUCUCUUCUUUAGAAGAUUUAUAUUAAUUAUAUGUACAUAACAGAGUUAGUUUUGAUAGAUUAACUGUUAUUACUGUUAAACGAGAAUUAUUUUAUUGUAAGUUUAACUUGAGAGAGACAGAGAGUUUAAUUCGAUUCCGUCCACGAGUUGCCUUUGUACAGAAGAUAUUAUCAAAUAAAGAAAUAUUUUGUAAUAUAUUGAUAGAAAUAUUAAA